Molecule: messenger RNA, 1969 nt
Organism: Magnolia sinica
Lineage: Eukaryota; Viridiplantae; Streptophyta; Magnoliopsida; Magnoliales; Magnoliaceae
Product: calcium-dependent protein kinase 29-like
Exons: 8
Coding region: 121-1686 (521 amino acids)
Biological process (GO): peptidyl-serine phosphorylation; intracellular signal transduction; protein autophosphorylation
Cellular component (GO): cytoplasm; nucleus
Molecular function (GO): calcium ion binding; calcium/calmodulin-dependent protein kinase activity; calcium-dependent protein serine/threonine kinase activity
Source: RefSeq, a predicted model, not a curated record
AAUCUCUCUCUCUCUCUCUCUCUCUCUCUACGCUUCCUUUUUUAUGCAUGCCAUGAAAGCUCUUUCUCUGCUAAGAAAUCCUUCUGGAGCAGACUUCGAAAACCAAAACCAUUUCCUAAAAUGGGUAGCUGCUUCACAAAAACGCAUGAAAUCCCAAUCUCAUCUCCCCCGCAAAAAUCCUCUCCUCUCCGCCCUCAGCAACACCCACAACAACACCAACAACAAAAGAAAGCUCAUCCGCAACAGCAGCACUUAUCACUCCUAAGCUCAGCCGCAACAUCCUCCCACACUGGCAACAUCCUCUCAAAGCCCUUUUCGGAUGUCAAUUCCUUCUUCACUCUCGAGAGGGAAUUGGGCCACGGCCAGUUCGGGGUCACCCGUCUUUGUACUGAGAAGUCCACUGGCCUCAAAUACGCCUGCAAAUCCAUCUCCAAGCGCAAGCUUGUCCACGACAGUGAUAUCAAGGACGUGCGCCGAGAGAUCGCAAUCAUGCAGCAUCUCACUGGCCAGCCCAACAUUGUCGAAUUCAAGGGCGCAUAUGAGGACCACAACAGUAUCCAUUUAAUCAUGGAGCUCUGCUCCGGUGGGGAGCUCUUCGAUCGGAUCAUUGCCAAGGGUAGUUACUCGGAGCGUGCUGCUGCUGCCAUCGGCCGUGAAAUCGUCAAUGUGGUCCACGUCUGCCAUUUCAUGGGGGUGAUGCAUCGGGAUCUCAAGCCAGAGAAUUUCUUGCUGCUCAGUAAGGAGGAGUACUCGCCACUCAAGGUGACAGAUUUUGGUCUCUCCGUGUUCAUUGAGGAGGGGAAAAUGUAUCGGGAAAUCGUGGGCAGUGCUUACUAUGUAGCCCCAGAAGUGUUACGCCGCAACUAUGGGAAAGAAAUCGAUGUCUGGAGUGCUGGAGUCAUCUUAUAUAUUCUUCUCAGUGGCGUGCCCCCAUUUUGGGCUGAGACAGAGAAAGGUAUAUUUGAUGCUAUCUUACAAGGUGAAAUUGACUUUAAAAGCGCACCCUGGCCUUCUAUAUCUGAUCAUGGAAAGGAUCUCAUAAGGAAGAUGUUAAUGCAGGAUCCGAAAAAGCGUAUCACAUCUGCCCAAGUCCUUGAGCAUCCAUGGAUGAGAGAGGAUGGUGAAGCACCUGACAAACCUAUUGAUAGCGCGGUGCUGACUAGGAUGAAGCAAUUCAGGGCAAUGAACAAGCUAAAGAAACUUGCUCUAAAGGUCAUUGCGGAAAAUCUUUCUGAGGAAGAAAUCAAGAAUCUAAAAGAAAUGUUCAAAAAUAUGGACACCGAUCAGAGCGGUACAAUUACAUAUGAAGAGCUGAAAAUCGGGUUGUCCAGAUUAGGAUCAAAACUUAGCGAAUCAGAAGUCAAGGAGCUGAUGGAUGCGGCCGACAUUGACAAAAAUGGGAGUAUUGACUACUACGAAUUCAUUACAGCCACUAUGCAUCAGCAUAGAAUAGAGAGAGAAGAAAAUAUUUACAGUGCCUUUCGGUUCUUUGAUAAGGAUGGAAGUGGGUUUAUCACAAGAGAUGAAUUGAAACAAGCUAUGAAUCAAUAUGGGAUGGGCGACGAGGCUGCUAUUGAUGAGGUCAUCAACGAUGUUGACACGGAUAACGAUGGGAGGAUCAACUACGAGGAGUUUGUGGCCAUGAUGAGGAAAGGGACUCAAGAUACAAACCGGAACAGAAAAUAAACAUGAGUUGCGCUCUGUGGCAUGCUACUGUAAAAAUUCCUUACCUUUAUUUACUGCAUGAUGAUAUCAGAUAAUAAGCUGAAAGUUUCAGUUUGUAUGCUUUGAGGAUGUAUUGAUAGUUGUGUAUUUUAUAAGACGUUCUUCAACUCAUAUGGCAUGGGCCUCUCUUUAUGUAUUUAUGAUGGCCACUCUAUGUAUUUAUGAUUUGCUGGUUCUAACAAGCUAUUGUAUUGUGACAUUCCAUGUACUAAUGAUAACCUGGGUAUGCUACAUGUUGGGGCAA